This is a messenger RNA of Phalaenopsis equestris, 709 nucleotides long. RefSeq names its product RING-box protein 1a. The transcript has 5 exons. The record is from RefSeq and is a predicted model, not a curated record. Gene Ontology annotation, cellular component: nucleus; cullin-RING ubiquitin ligase complex. Bases 156 to 509 code for a protein of 117 amino acids. Gene Ontology annotation, molecular function: ubiquitin protein ligase activity; zinc ion binding; cullin family protein binding. Gene Ontology annotation, biological process: ubiquitin-dependent protein catabolic process; protein ubiquitination. NCBI's taxonomy places the organism in Eukaryota, Viridiplantae, Streptophyta, Magnoliopsida, Asparagales, Orchidaceae.
CCCACUGUUCGUCAUGACUCAUGACCUAAUAUUUUUUUCUUUUUUUUUUCAGUAGUGUGUAAGUAAAGCCUGUCGCCGCCAUUCUCAAGCCACAAGGAGUCGUUUCUCCCGUUACCCUUCGCUUCUUCAUCAUCUUCAUCCAAUCUCUCUCUCCGAUGGCGACAUUAGACACAGACAUCAACAUGGUGCCCGUCGGGGAGGGAUCGAGCGGCGCGGGUCCAUCGUCGUCUAAGAAACCGAAGCGGUUCGAGAUCAAGAAGUGGAACGCCGUCGCUCUCUGGGCGUGGGAUAUUGUUGUUGAUAACUGCGCGAUCUGCAGGAACCACAUCAUGGAUUUAUGCAUUGAGUGUCAGGCGAAUCAAGCAAGUGCUACGAGCGAGGAGUGCACGGUGGCUUGGGGUGUUUGCAAUCACGCUUUUCAUUUUCACUGCAUCAGCAGGUGGCUUAAAACCCGUCAAGUUUGCCCACUUGACAAUAGUGAAUGGGAGUUUCAGAAAUAUGGUCACUAGAACAAAAAAGAUUUUGGGACGCCAUUAUCUGCUUUGGACGUGAUGCUGCUGCUUCUGUUAAUUGUUAUCCUGCUUAGCUUUUUUCAUCAUUCCAAACAUAAAAAAGCAGUCAUAAACUGUAAGCAUUGUUUUUCCUUUGUGCAAUUUUGAUGUCAAAGAUAUCUACUUGAACAUUAUAAGAACCAUUUAAACUUCCCAGC